Molecule: messenger RNA, 1518 nt
Organism: Thunnus maccoyii (southern bluefin tuna)
Lineage: Eukaryota; Metazoa; Chordata; Actinopteri; Scombriformes; Scombridae
Product: interferon-induced protein 44-like
Exons: 5
Coding region: 1-807 (268 amino acids)
Source: RefSeq, a predicted model, not a curated record
AUGUAUUUUUACAGAGACAAUGAGAGGGAUCUGCAGUAUGUGCAGGAGUACAAACCUGAAAACGAGGAAGUCAAACACAUCCGAGUUCUGCUGUACGGGCCGGUCGGAUCCGGAAAGUCCAGCUUCAUCAACUCUGUCAGCAACAUCCUGCGACGCAGAAUGAGCAUUCCUGCUGGAGCCAGUGCUACCACCUCUGACAGGAGUUUCACCACAAAGUAUGAAACUCAUGAAAUCAGGAAAGGAAGAGGAAACCCAAAGACCCUCUACCCGAUCGUCUUCAAUGACAUCAUGGGUCUGGAGGAGGGGAAGAAGUGUGGUGUUCAUCCUGAAGACAUCAAACUGGCCAUGAAGGGACGUGUGAGGGAGGGUUACAAGUUCAACCCAGUAUCUGCACUGUCAGAGAGCGAUCCAGGAUACAACCCGUCCCCCUCUCCAGACGAUCGAGUCCACGUUCUGGUUUGCAUCCUCUCUGCUAACACAUCAGAGAUUAAAGAGUCAGUUUUACAGAAGAUGAGGGGCAUCAGAGAGGCAGCCAGAGACCUGGGGAUUCCUCAGAUGAUGAUGAUCACAAAGAUCGAUGAGGCCUGUGCUGAAACUGACAAGGAUCUGAGGAACGUUUAUAAGAGCAAAUACCUGAGGAAAAAGAUGAAAGAUUUCAGCUCAGCAGUCGGCAUCCCGAUGAACUGCAUCUUUCCUGUGAAGAACUACAAUGAAGAAAUCGACCUCAACGAUGAUAUGGACACUCUGAUCCUCAGCGCUCUGAGACGCAUCAUCGACUUUGGAGACGACUUCAUCGACAACAUGUAAAAAUUAUAAACAGAAAUGAGCAAUAACACUUUAUUUACUGGUUUUACUUUUUGCUAAUUAUCUUUUAUUGUCCAUGUCUGUAUUUUAAGGAGACAUGGAGUCUGUUACUGUCUCUAUGUGCCACUUAUAGAAACAGAGGUUGUGUCUGAAUUUUCUUGUAGUCAGCUGAAAGGAAAACAACAGUUUAUUAUAAUUAGUUUAUUUUCACAGAUCAGGUCAUUGAUUCAAUCAGGUCAGAGCAGGAAUUUCUGUGGUCACAUAAAUAUGAAGGCGUAGCAGUGGAGUCUUUCUCUUUUCUUUUAAUUUAAAAAUGUAUUCUCAUUUAUUUAGUUUAACAAACAAUGCACUAAUAUCAUUACAGUAUUAAUCAGUCCUUAUGAACCCAGCUCCAUCUGGCUCAGCGUAGAGAGCUGAAGUCAUGACAUCACUUCCUGUUCAGCCUCUGUAACUCACUGAAAUCUCUCAUUCAGCAUCUCUUUCUGAGAAAAUGAAGCAACUUGAUUUAAAGGAAAUAAUCUAUCCAACGUGCCCUUUCUAGGUAAAAUCCUGGAAAGGGCAGUGUUGAUACAGCUAGAGGCUUUCUUACAUAACAAUGAUAUUUAUGAAAAAUCUCAGUCUGGUUUCAGAGGUAAACAUAGCACUGAAACUGCUCUCACUAAAGUCAUAAAUGAUCUUAGAAUGAGCGCAGAUAAAAAGAACGUUUCUGUUCUU